Dipodomys ordii (Ord's kangaroo rat) is the source of this 1515-nucleotide messenger RNA. It is a transcript of the gene Slc36a3, whose product is annotated as solute carrier family 36, member 3. The record is from RefSeq and is a predicted model, not a curated record. Gene Ontology annotation, cellular component: vacuolar membrane. Gene Ontology annotation, biological process: proline transmembrane transport; glycine transport; proton transmembrane transport. The transcript is spliced from 10 exons. NCBI's taxonomy places the organism in Eukaryota, Metazoa, Chordata, Mammalia, Rodentia, Heteromyidae. Gene Ontology annotation, molecular function: glycine transmembrane transporter activity; L-alanine transmembrane transporter activity; amino acid:proton symporter activity. Bases 1 to 1515 code for a protein of 504 amino acids.
AUGGUCUCCUCCACACCGAAUGUAUUUAUUCUGGAUUGUUCUAGCUGCCCCGCUGCCCUUUGGCCCCCUGAAGAAGAAAUCAUGCUGAAGAAAUCACUGCUGGAGAAUGAACACCGUGAUGGCUUGAACCCAGACUGUGGAUCUCAGAGCCCCUUGGAAAGCAGCAGCAGCAGCAAUAAUGACACCCCGGACAAUGUGGCUCCCCCAGAGGACACAGAUAUGCUAUCGCUGAUGCAAACCUUGAUCCAUUUAUUGAAAAGUAAUAUUGGCACAGGGCUCCUGGGCCUUCCUUUGGCCAUGAAAAAUGCCGGCUUGUUGGUGGGGCCCAUCAGCCUGCUGGCCAUCGGGGUCCUCACAGUGCACUGCAUGGUCAUCCUGCUGAACUGCACUCACCACGUCACCCAGAGAUUGCAGAAGACCUUUGUGAACUACGGAGAGGCCAUGAUGUACAGCCUGGAAUCCUGUCCCAGCCCGUGGCUCAGGACCCACUCCAUGUGGGGAAGGUACACAGUCAGCUUUAUGUUAAUUGUCACACAGCUGGGCUUCUGCAGCGUUUAUUUUAUGUUCAUGGCAGACAAUUUACAACAGAUUGUGGAGGAAGCUCCCACCACCUCCAACACAUGCCAACCCAGACAGAUCCUGGUGCUGGGCCCCAUCCUGGACAUUCGCUUCUACAUGCUGUCCAUCCUGCCUUUCCUGGUGCUGAUGGUGCUCAUUCAGAACCUCAGGGUGCUGUCCAUCUUCUCCACGCUGGCCAGCGUCACCACCCUGGGAAGCAUGGCUCUGAUCUUUGAGUAUAUCAUCCAGGGAAUCCCCCAUCCUGGGAACCUACCGCUGGUGGCCAACUGGAAGACCUUCUUGCUAUUCUUCGGGGCAGCCAUCUUCGCCUUUGAAGGCGUGGGCAUGGUACUACCUCUCAAAAACCAGAUGAAGAACCCACAGAAGUUUUCCUUCGUUCUCUACCUGGGGAUGUCCCUUGUCAUCUCCCUCUACAUCUGCCUGGGGACACUAGGCUAUAUGAAGUUUGGGUCGGACACAAGAGCCAGCAUCACCCUCAACUUACCCAACUGCUGGCUCUACCAGUCGGUGAAGCUGAUGUAUUCCGUGGGGAUUUUCUUCACCUAUGUGCUGCAGUUUCAUGUUCCAGCCGAGAUCAUCAUCCCCUUCGCCCUGUCCCACGUGUCCGAGAGCUGGGCGCUGUUUGUAGACCUGACGGUCCGCACUGCCCUGGUGUGCCUCACCUGCGUGCUGGCCGUGCUCAUCCCCCGGCUGGACCUGGUCAUCUCUCUGGUGGGCUCGGUGAGCAGCAGCGCCCUGGCCCUCAUCAUACCCCCGCUGCUGGAGAUCACCACCUUCUACUCUGAGGAUAUCAGCUUUGUCACCAUUGCUAAAGACGUCCUGAUCAGCAUCCUGGGCCUGUUAGGGUGUAUAUUUGGGACCUACCAAGCCCUCUACGAGCUGACCCAACACAACUUCUAUUCCAGAGUCAACUUUACUGGUGGCAUCCAUGUAUAA